Messenger RNA from Lepus europaeus (European hare), 2490 nucleotides. It is a transcript of the gene CCDC178, whose product is annotated as coiled-coil domain containing 178. The transcript is spliced from 19 exons. Bases 1 to 2490 code for a protein of 829 amino acids. The record is from RefSeq and is a predicted model, not a curated record. Lineage: Eukaryota; Metazoa; Chordata; Mammalia; Lagomorpha; Leporidae.
AUGGAGGCAGUGAGCGUGUUUGUCUCCCAUUUAAGAUCAGUGAUUGCAACUAUAAUCCAGCCCGAUAGAGACCUUAGAGUCAGAAAGACUGCAAGGGUAAAUAAAGGCAUUUACUUUGGAUACCCAUGUCGACGUCACAGCUGUUCUUUAGUUAACAUCCCAGCCCCAUGUGUCAACAAAAUUAUUUCACACAUUGAAGAUGUGGAGUCUAAAAUACAGAAACAUUUAAAACAGUUUGAAACUUCCUUUGAAGAAUGGAGCAGAACUUCUUCCAGGAAAGACAUGAAAGAAGAUUUGACUAUUGCCAUACCAGAGGAAGAGGUCAAACCAGAAGAAAAGAGAGAUGAAAAGUGUCCAGAGUUAAGGCAAGAAAUGGAAACACUGCUCUCAGAGGCCAUCCAUCUCAUUAGAAGUCUAGAAAGUGACCGGGCUGAAGCUGAGGAAGCUCUAAAACAUCAAAGGAUAAGAAGGAAAAAGGUUGGCCUGAAAAUUGAUGCCUGGUCUAUCUGGAAACUUCAAGAACUCCCGCUAGCUGUGCAGAAAGAACAUGAGGCCUAUGUGAAAGAUAUUAUAGAACUACAAUGGCAUCUAGAGGAUAAAAUUCGUGAAGCACAAUAUAUAGAGAAACAAAAGAUAAAGUUGGAAAAAGCCAAUGCAAAGAUUCAAAUGGACGUGGACUACCUGCGUAAACAUGUCCCCCUGCUGGAUGGCAAGCAUAAGCAGGAACUGGAAGCUCUGAGGGAAUGUUACCAAAAGAAAUUUGAGGUAAUGGAGCUGUGCAGAAAAACUCAUGGAGAUCUUGAAGAAGUUAUAGAGGAAUAUGAAAACACCAAAUUUAAGGCUAAACAAAUGAAAGAAGACUUUCAAAAAGAUAUUUGUAAUGAUGAAGCAAAAAUAGAUGGCUUCAGAAGAGAGUUAGAUAAACUCAGCAAUCUAUUUAAUCAUUACUUUACAUCAAUACAAAAUGUUAAUGUUAAUAUUGAGGAGCAUGAAGAAGAAGUGACUGAAGUAAUAAAGGAAACAAAGUCAUCAAGGAAUGAAGUAGCUGCUUUAUCCAUUGCGUUAGAUGAUUUGAAGAAAAUGUUUGAUCAACAAGGCUGGAAGCAAAAAAGUUAUGAACAACAGUAUCUGGAAGCACUUAAUAAAUUUUAUGCUGCCAAAAAAUCAUGGGCUAUUGAGAUUUCUAAUGUCACAAAAGAUCUUUCAGAGGUUUCAUUAGCAUGUACUCAACUGAUGGAAGAAAAAAGAAGACUUGAGAUUGAAAUUGACAAUGUGACAAAUCAAAUCAGUGACAGUAUAAGGAAAAAAGCAGAGCAUGAGUCUGAAAUCCAAUCUUUGUUGAAACUGAAGUCAAAAAAUAAUGAUUAUCUCAAACAGCUCUACAUGGAGGCUUAUCACAUCAGUGCUGUUUACCACCUCAUCAAACAUAAAACAGAAGAAUUAGAUGAUAAAAUAGCAGAAGUGAGAAGAAGAUUCAAGGGUAGAGAAGAAUUCUUGAAAAGGCUCAUUCGAGCUCAGGUGUCUGCUGGAAUGAUAAUUCAGAGACGACUGUUUUCCAUUCAAGAAUCUCAGAUAUUUGAGAGGCAAGAUCUUCAGCAAAGGAAAGCAAUAUAUAACCUAACCAUGGCAGGCAUGGAGGCACCUCUGUUGAAACUGGAAGAGGAUAUUGUAAGAAUCAGAAAUCUCCACAAAGAUCAAUCUAAUACACUUAAUGAUAUACUUGAGAGGAAAGCAUAUGUUAGAAGAAAGGUGGAAAAAACAAAGAAAAAUUUGAAGAAAAAGGGAAGAAGAACUCUUGAAGCACUGACAGAAACUGAGAAUAAAUGUUCAACAAUUUUUAAAGAAUUAGAGGAAACUAAAAGUAAAACCAUUGUUUAUCAUGCAAAGAUAGAUGAACUGAUUCAGGAAUUAGAAAGAAAAGAAGAGGAAAGGAAAUGUUUUGAACAGAUGCUAGACAAUUUAAAAGAAAUAUUUUUAACUGCGCAAUUUAAAAAGGAACAUGCACAAGCUGUGUUUGAUCAUUUCAUGCAAGAGAAAACACACUGUGAAGAGAGACUCUUUGAGGAAGAGCAGAGAUUUAGAAAGCUCUUUGCCAUGAGGCAAAAUACUCUGGAACACAUGAAAGAAAUGCAAGAAAAACUACUGGAAGAAAAUUUACGUUUAGCUCAAGAGUAUCAGCAUGUACAGACUGUUUUCUUAACAGAAAAGGAAAAUUAUUUCACUGGAUAUGAUAAACAGCUUUCACUUGAUGCUUCAAUUCGAGAUAAGAAACAGCUCUGUGUGCUGCAGAAAAGGAUGCACUGGCUGUGGAAGGAGCACUUGAGGCUGGUGGUCUUCUACAGCCAGAGGAGGCUGGCCAACUUCCAGACAGACUCUCAGGAGAGCAUUCAGAAAAUAUUAGCUGUGCAGGAGGAAUCUUCAAAUUUAAUGCAGCACAUUUUAGGCUUCUUCCAGACUUUGACAGAUGGCCCAUGUGAAAACGAUGGUUAA